AUGAAUGAACAUCUCAUGAUUAUGUUCUACGAUCUUCUGUUGCUGGACGACACGGUCUGCGCUAGAAAAAGCCAUGCUAAGCGGCGACGACUACUUCGGUCUCUGGUUCGCCGGAUCCCUGGUCUUGCCGAGGUCGGGUUCCGCGAAGUGGUUGCAUUCUCCUCAGCCAAUGCUGCUGAGCGGCUCACUGAACUAUUCGCACGAGCCAUUACACAACGGUGGGAGGGACUGGUGCUGAAAGGUUGCAACGACCCUUACUUCACCUCCGAUUGCGACAAGUCAUCCAUCAAACUCAAGAAAGACUACAUUCCAGGCCUCGGUGACUCUGCCGACUUCACUAUUGUCGGUGGCAACCAUAGCGCGGAGGACGAACAAGAGAUUGGAAUUGGCAAGCUCUGGUGGACGUCGUUUUUUAUCGGAUGCAUGGAAAAUAAAGAUGAGGUCUGCCGUUAUAAUUCUAAGCCAAGACUUCGCAUCAUCGACAUCAUCGACAAACAUGGCAUCCCGAAAGACCAUAUGCAAUAUCUCAACCGACAUGGAUAUUUCACACAAAUACCCUUCAUUGAGUCCACGCCAAAUUUUGACGUGGUCUUGGACCCGACCGUGGACCACGCCCAAAGGCGUUAUUUCAGCAUCCAUUUAUAG
Molecule: messenger RNA, 645 nt
Organism: Hirsutella rhossiliensis
Lineage: Eukaryota; Fungi; Ascomycota; Sordariomycetes; Hypocreales; Ophiocordycipitaceae
Product: ATP dependent DNA ligase domain-containing protein
Exons: 1
Coding region: 1-645 (214 amino acids)
Biological process (GO): nucleotide-excision repair, DNA gap filling; DNA recombination; double-strand break repair via nonhomologous end joining
Cellular component (GO): DNA ligase IV complex
Molecular function (GO): DNA ligase (ATP) activity; ATP binding; DNA binding
Source: RefSeq, a predicted model, not a curated record